AUGCUCAAAUCUCUCCGCCGAUCUUUUGGCAUGAGCCCAAGCUCAUCCGACCUUCAGGACUACAUCAGUCACACAAACAGCGACGGUGUACUCUCUCCAUCCAACAAGCCAAACACCUUCGUACCACUCCGUCGAUCCAACAGCUUCACCAACUUUUUCUCCUCUUCUCGCCCAUCAUCGCCUGUCAAGGAGAGCUUCGAUCAAAGUAGCCUCAAUGCCGUCGCAUCUCCUGCUAAAGCAUCCUCUUCGGCGGCGAGCGUGCAAGUCGAUACAGAUGUCAUUCUCGCUUACCUUGUGCUACUCGACAAGAAAGGAAGGCAGAAGGAACGCUUCCCAAUUCAGAAUGCAAGGACGACCAUGGGUCGGUCCCUCGACAAUGACGUUCGCUUCCUCGUCAACGAUGUCAGCCGACACCACUGCACAAUUGAGAUCGAGAUCAAGCAAGAUCGGCUCUCCGACGGCACGGACGCAUUCUUGCAGGUCUUGGGCGCCAACGGAGUGCUUCUCAAUGACACCCAGGUACUUCCCGCACCACGCGGAGUGGGUCGAUACCAGCUGCAAAGCGGCGACUCUAUCAAAAUCGCCAAGCGCUGCUUCAUCUUCGAGCUGCCUUCGCACGACUCACAAUCCUCGACUUCCACCAUCUUCUCUUCGCCGGUCAAAGGCAGCGUACAGCCUGCUGUACCGCAGACACCCUCGAACAGGAGAAGAGUAAGGAUGAGUCUGGUCAAUGCGGCUCAGAUCAACACUCCUGCGCGGCCCUCGAAGAAGUCGGACUCUCCAUCAAAGACCGCCACUUCUGAGCGGGACACUCGAAGGGCCAAUGGGCUGCAACGCUUUAUGCAGUCCGCCAAUGUCAGUCCGGGCAAGUCGCGCAAGAAUAAGUCUCGCCAGAGCCUCACCUCAUCUACCUCCGCCACCGACAUGUUCGGCACUCCUGCCAAGACCCGCACCUCCCUCGUCAUCCCCAACACGGCACCACCCAAGCAGGUCAGCUUCAGCCUUUACGCUAAUUCAUUCACUGGCCGACUCAGUCCUGUCAAGCAGAUGAGGAUGAUGCCGCCUCUUGACACCAUGAACGAGGAGCAGGACGGCAGCUUCCACAGCGAGAACAACGAAUCUUUCAGGAAAGAUGACGCAAUGGAAGAGCAAGCUGACAGCUCAGACUCCCAGCAGGACGAAUCCUCCGAAGAUCUCGUCAUCGUUGAAGAGCUCGAACAAGAGCAAGAGCCCUUGGAGGCCGAAAUUGUGCAGAGCGAGCCUCAACCAGCAGAGGAGGUGGAAUCCGCGGCGAACGAGGUCGUCAACACGAAGAACGUUCAACCUGCAACACCAAGCAGCUCCUCGGCAUCCGAUGCCUCGCCAAGCAAGAGCGGCAGUCCAAAGCGCGCGAAACGACGCAGCAGCUUCUUCGGUCGUGCCGGUCCCUUUGCAGGCAUCAACCUCGGCUUCUACGCUGAAGAGCGCACUGAAAGCAAAGAGCCCGCCAAGGAAGUCGAGCAGGUCGAAGAGCCCAAUGAAGAGUUCUCGGACGCUUCAGAUGUCGAGCAAGCGCAAAUGGAAGACGAGACGCCCGCGCCUCAAGCAGCUUCCAGUCCUGUCGCUCGCCGCGUCGUGUCCAGGGCUAUCGGCAUGAGCAAGACGCCUUCUCCGGUCAAGCACCAGCAUUUUGCGGGUCUCACACCGCUUGCUCGCCGCCCACGUCUCAGCCUCGCUUCUCGCCGCAAGGUUUCGCUUCGCACACAGACUUUGCUCCGAUCGAGCGAAGCUUAUGCCGAUCGACUGUUCCUGCCCCCUCCGCCCUCGACGCCAAAUGGCCCCUCAUCACUAUCGAAAUCAAUGUCGAUGCCGUCCGAUCUCUCGGAUUUCUCUUCCGAUGAGCUGGAACCUGCCUCUGAGCAGCUCGACGCCAACGACUUUGACGCCGAGCGCGACCCAGCCAUGGGCAAGGAGGCGGAAGAGGAAGCAUGGAAGGACUCUGAAGAUGACGAGGACGAAGUUGACCAGAGCCUGUCAGCCAUCUCGCCUUCUCCGCUACCUGCUCACCUCUUCAGCCCUGUCAAGGCUUCGACCCUGCCCAAGUUCGCAACUCCCCAGCCUGCUUCCAGGACCCACUCUCGCCGCAUCUCGAUGCCUCCUGCAGGUGCCGCGGACGUCAAGCCUUCGAUCCGCUCAACUCUGAUCCGUCUUCAGAUCAGUGGCGCAGGCGAGCGAAUCGUUCACCAGGCGCCUCGCAUGGAGGAAGCGGCCUCUGCUGAGGUCGCCCGGGCAGACCGAACGUCUCCUUCCAAGGCGAGGAAGGUAGUGCGGGUUUCAGACGUCGGUCUUCCAGCUACCGAGCUGUCGAUGGGCUUCGAUCUCGUCCAAGACGGUGCUGCCGAGCACGAUUCGAACAACAUCGCAGGGGCGCUCAAUGACCUGUUCACGGCCGAGCAAGAGGAGCUGACCGAUGACGAGGACGAGGAAGAGUACGAAGAGCAGGAAGAGAUCGUCCAGAUCAGCUCCAAGAUCCAAGAAAGUCCUGCACGAAAGACGACCUCCGUCGCUGCGCCUUCGCAGGCUCCUCAGACGCCGGCCGCACUCAACUCGGUGCGCCACCUCUUCUCCGCCGCCGCAGUCGCCGCUCCUGCCACACCAGAUAUGCACGGCCUUGGCUCGAUGCUCGACGCCAGCCCGAGUAAGACUCCCAGGUACGGCUCCCUGGGCGACAGGAUGCGAUCCAGCCCGGAGGGCAGCGAGCUGCUCUCUCCAUCCAAGUCGUCACCCAGGAAGAAGGCGAUCCUUGGCUCGAGCCCGGAAAAGGCUCGACGUGGCGUUCGUCGAAGUCAAGCGGCCGAGGUCGCAGUGCCGGCCGUCCGAGCUGAUGCUCCUGCAGCGGUGCCAGACCAAACUUCGGAGACAGCGACAGAGCAGCCUGCGUUCGAAGCCGAGCUGCACGUGACCAUGCUCGAUGCGUCGGCUAUGGAUGCACAGAACGAGGCCAUCGCACAAGCGUUUGCCGCAACCGAGGAACAUGCUGUUGAUGCUGAAGAGGUCCUGGAGGACUUUGCCGCGACUUCGAUCAUCGAAGACGUCAUUCUCGAGGAGCCCGCUGGAGAGGAAGAGCUUGCCGACGAAGAGACCGCCCAGGUCGACGCAUCACCCGUCGAUGACCCGAUCGAGGAGGCCGUAGCCGAGCCUGCCGUUCCAGCUGCCCGGGCACCUGUCGCCGUCGAAGAGCGGGCGGAAGAAGUCUCGCCCGUCGAGCAGCCAGCGACUGUCGAACCAUCGCCUUCCAAGACGCGAGCCUCUCGUCGUGCCGCCUCUGCCUCGCCCGUCAAGCGCACAGCUCGAUCAGCAUCUCCGACCAAGCGCGCCCUCCGGUCGUCGCCAGUCAAGCGCGGCGCUGCUUCCGAAGUCUUUGCGGAAGAGACGGUGCAAGAGGCUGUGCAGGAACCUGAAGCACCUGUUCUAGAGGCUCAGCCCGAAGAAGCUGCAGCUGAGCCCGAAGCGGCAGCCGAGCUCGAAGUGUCCUCUCCAGCUAAGCCCGCGCGCAAAACCGGUGGCCGAAAGGCCAAGCAAGCAGCGACCGAGGCACUUGUGACAUCGACGCCGGCGCCUUCGUCUCCUGAAAAGCCUGCGCCGACAAAGCGAGGCAGGGCUGCCAAGAAGGCCGAGGCUGAGCAGACGCACGAUGAGGAGGAGCGGAGCGAGCACGAAGAGGCCAUCGAGGUGGCGGAAGAAGCGCCGAAGCGGGCUACUCGAGCACGUGCCACUCGCGCGAAGCCUGCUGCAAAGCCCGCUCGUACCACACGCGCGCGUGCGGUCAAGGCUACCGAACCCGCCCUUCCCUCCUCCAGCGCAGGGUACGGCGACGACGAGGCGAGCGAGGAGGAUGUCCCUGCCGCACCGGUCAAGACGAAGCGAGCAACUGCGUCUCGAGCUAAGACCACUAAGACCGCAAAGGCUGCUGCUGCAGUGGAGGCGAGCGAAGCUGAGGAGCACUCGGCGGACGAGCCUGAAGCGGUCAAAGCGAAAGCCCCAGCCCGCACUACCCGCACAAAGGCCAGUACGACCAAGAGUAAGAGCAAGGCGAGCGCAGCAGAGUCCGAGGACACGACUUCGUCCGCAACGACCGGCACCACCACCCGCUCCGGCCGCACCACCAGACGCACCGCCAAAUAG
Kalmanozyma brasiliensis GHG001 is the source of this 4164-nucleotide messenger RNA. RefSeq names its product Forkhead-associated (FHA) domain protein. Bases 1 to 4164 code for a protein of 1387 amino acids. Lineage: Eukaryota; Fungi; Basidiomycota; Ustilaginomycetes; Ustilaginales. Gene Ontology annotation, molecular function: protein binding. The transcript has a single exon. The record is from RefSeq and is a predicted model, not a curated record.